Molecule: messenger RNA, 906 nt
Organism: Cucurbitaria berberidis CBS 394.84
Lineage: Eukaryota; Fungi; Ascomycota; Dothideomycetes; Pleosporales; Cucurbitariaceae
Product: sure-like protein
Exons: 2
Coding region: 1-906 (301 amino acids)
Molecular function (GO): nucleotidase activity
Source: RefSeq, a predicted model, not a curated record
AUGCGGUCCUUUGUCCUACUCGCCGCUGCGCUUCCUCUCGCUCAGAGUAUCCGCAUCAUUCAGUCCAACGACGAUGGGUGGGCAGAGGCGAAUCUUCGGACCUUCUUCGAUGUCUUGAAUUCCGCUGGCCACCAAGUAGUGCUCUCAGGACCGGCUGAGAAUCAAUCGGGAACUGGCUCUAACGAUGCCGCACCGAAACAAGUCGACGCCGAUGGCUGCAUUCAUGCGUCUUGCCCGGGAAAGAGUCCUCCUACUGGAGCAAACGCAACUGAUCCGCGCCUCAACUACGUCAACAGCUUCCCAGUCACAUCCAUCAAGACUGGCAUCGACGUGACUGCUCCCAAGCUCUGGAAUGGUGCCAAACCCGAGCUUGCUCUCACAGGCCCUAACGUCGGAGGAAACGUCGCAGUCCAGGUGCCCUUUUCUGGAACCGUAGGCGCGGCUACCUACGCAGCAAAGACGGCACAAAUUCCCGCAAUCGCCUUCUCAGGCCAGACUGGUAACCCAACCGCCUGGAAUGCACCCACGCCUCUGCACAGCAAGGUGUACGCCGACUUGGCUCUCAAUAUCACCACCACUAUCAUCAACAGCGGCAAGCCCUACCUCCCCGCCAACACCUAUCUCAACGUCAACUUCCCCGCUGUUACUGAGACCAAGUGCAAUAAGCCUAGCGAGUUCAAGUACAUUUUCACGCGCAUCAACACUGGCGUGCUCAGCUCUCGGGAUGCGAACUGGUGCGGCAGCACGCGUCUGCCGUGGGAGGCCGAUGUCAUCUUGCUGAGGGGCAGCAGCUGCUAUGUGACGAUCAGCCCGGGCGAUGCGAAUGACAAGUCGACGGUCAAUGAUGCAGCGGUCCAGACGCAGAUCAUCAACAAGCUGAAACCGCUUCUGUCUUGCCUUCCGUAA